AUGAAACGUGCACGCGGAGGUGCCAAAGUCAAGGGCAACAAAGGCCCGGUGAACGGUUUGGCUGAAGCAGAGCAGCUCUGCAUGUUGCAGCAAAGUGCGCUGGAUCGAAUCAGCAUGGAUUUUCAACACCUCAAGGCUCUCAUCGAACGGGUGGUGAUGCUGGCUGACACCGAACGCCGGAAUGGCGCAGAGGGUGGCAACUUUGCAGCACUGCUGCACCGUUUGCGUGAGAUCAUUGCGGCCAACCAUCGAACACCAUGUACGACUCGCGAACUUGCACCUUUGCCUGUAGCUGCGACUUCCAUCACCUGUGACGACGAUGACAUGGAGUUGGCGGAGGGUGAGGUGAUUUGUGUCUCGGAUUCACCGGAGCUGCAGAUGGCCCAGCUAUGGAGAACAAGUUCCGGAGCUCAGUUGAAAGGUGGUCAUGGUCCAGGACAGAUUUCCAAACGAUGGACAGCCCCAAAGAUCGGGCUGUUGGCCAAUGAAUUUCACUGUGGACGACUGGGCAGGGAAGCCUGGGGAGGAAUCUCCAGUCACCAUCUGAUGGCAGUUGUCAGACACUUGCCCUCACGAGCCGGGAGAGCCCCAGCGGACCGCGUUUUCUCGCACUUUUCCAAAGGGCCGCAGGCGCUGUUGGCCAGCUAUGAGCGCAGAAGGGUGAAAGGCGAUCGCGAUCCUCUGCUGCUGGAUUGGAUGCAAGGUUGGGCCAUGAGUUUGCUUGAAGAAAACUACAAUGCAGCCAACAUCAGCCAACGCAUCACUGACCAGGUGCUUGGACAGCAAGCCACUUCAGCUUCACCAGCCCACGGUGUGGUCUCCGCCGAGCUUUCUGAACCUUCCUUUCCCAGCUUAGCACUGCUUGCAGGCUCCGCCGAGUGUGCCACCCAGGCCCCAACGAGCUGGAACACACCUGGCAUCCCACAUAGGUCGCAGCAGGCGGCAGUCACCAGCCCUGCAGAUCGUGCUUUGCUUGUGGUAGCUGGUGCAGGUAGCGGCAAGACAAAGACUCUGUUGGCUCGUGUGCGUUGGCUGGUGGCUUCAGGCCAAGUCACGCAAGCCAAUGAGAUCUUGUUGCUCUCUUUCAGCCGCGCAGCCUGUGAUGAGCUUCGGCAACGCUUGCGAGCUUUGGACAGAGGCCUGUCCGCGGCUGUGAAGGUGAAGACGUUCCACAGUUUUGCCUUGGAUCUCUUUCGAAGCCACCGCCAGGCUCUUCUUUGCGAAAGCGUGCAGGGGCUGUUACCUGGAAGGCUUUUGCGGGUCUUGCAGCAUGACGAGAACUUACGAGUCGUUGGCGAGUGGGAAGGGGCCUGA
Messenger RNA from Cladocopium goreaui, 1314 nucleotides. The record is from the annotation of a GenBank genome assembly. NCBI's taxonomy places the organism in Eukaryota, Dinophyceae, Suessiales, Symbiodiniaceae.